GUCUAUAACUUCGUGUCAUUGUGGACACAAGUAAUCCAGGAAUAAUGCCACACCAUCAGAAUCUUGUUUUUAUGACUCUUGUAGUCUUUGGGAUUGUACUGAUUGGGUUCAUUUACAUAAGCACCAACCAGAACAGUUGCAAACAACAGAUGAUAGAAAAAGUAUUCAGAAAGUCAGAAGAGAAGCUUGAGAACUUUGGAUUGCGCUCAUCUCCGGGGUUUCUGUACAACCAACCCAGCGCCUUGAUAGGUCGGACAGAUGUUGUCUCUAUGACACCAUGGUUAUCCCCAAUCAUUUGGGAAGGAACCUUUGACCCAACACUGAUUGAUUCUAUCUACAAACAACAUAAUCUCACCAUAGCGACCACUGUCUUCGCUUUGGGAAAAUACACACGUUUCCUCAAAGAUUUUCUGGAGUCAGCGGAGGAGCAUUACUUUGUUGGAUUUCGAGUGCAUUACUACUUGUUUACGGAUCAACCAGAAGCAGUUCCUGAAGUAAAGAUGGGUGAAAAUCAUCAUUUGACAGUUCGGAGGGUUCCGAGUUUGGACCGAUGGCAGGACAUAAGUAUGGGCAGGAUGGAAAUACUUGAAAAACUAAUAAAGAACGAACUGGCCAAUGAAGCUGACUAUAUUUUUUGCCUGGACGUGGAUACAAAGUUCUAUGGCCGCUGGGGGGCGGAGUCUUUGGGUCGCCUGGUCGCUGUGAUACAUCCUUGGUUCUUUGAUUAUCCAAGAGAUCAGUUCUCAUAUGAGCGUAGACCAGAGUCUCAGGCAUUCAUUCCAGCUGGGGAAGGUGAUUAUUAUUACACUGCUGCUGCAUUUGGUGGCUCAUUGGAUGAUGUACAUCAUCUCACCAAAACCUGCUGGGAACAGCUGAACAUUGAUGCUGCAAACUCCAUUGAGGCGAUAUGGCACGAGGAGUCUCACUUGAACAAGUAUUUCCUUUAUAACAAACCCAGUAAACUUCUCUCUCCUGAAUAUCUGUGGCGGGACAUCAAUGCUGGUGUGGGCCAAGUGAAAAUAAUUCGCUUCUCUCAUGUAGCUAAAAACAAUGCAGAAGUUCGCCCAAACGUGUAGCAGCUGUUGCCAGCAUUCAGCUGACAUGCUGUGUUCUCAAUGGCCUACCGAAAGACAUUGAGAAUCUCAAGUCUUGCCACAAGUAAUAGUGAUAUGAGGGAAGUUGAUUUCUGCCACCAAUAUCGACAUGAGCAUAAUGUUGGUAUGUGGCACCAUGAACAAAAUCUGCCUAAAUCUUGUUGAACUGAUAUAAACGUAUCUUUCUACAGAACUCUUCAGUUUAUUGUGCAAUCAAAAAAAAAAUCAAA
Messenger RNA from Rhinichthys klamathensis goyatoka, 1324 nucleotides. RefSeq names its product globoside alpha-1,3-N-acetylgalactosaminyltransferase 1-like. NCBI's taxonomy places the organism in Eukaryota, Metazoa, Chordata, Actinopteri, Cypriniformes, Leuciscidae. The transcript has 7 exons. The record is from RefSeq and is a predicted model, not a curated record. The coding region runs from base 45 to 1076 and encodes 343 amino acids. Gene Ontology annotation, biological process: carbohydrate metabolic process. Gene Ontology annotation, cellular component: Golgi apparatus; vesicle; membrane. Gene Ontology annotation, molecular function: hexosyltransferase activity.